Molecule: messenger RNA, 402 nt
Organism: Gongylonema pulchrum
Lineage: Eukaryota; Metazoa; Nematoda; Chromadorea; Rhabditida; Gongylonematidae
Source: the annotation of a GenBank genome assembly
AUGCCUGAGAAGACGAUCUACGUACCACAGACCAUAUGCGAGCAACUGAAGGAGCGCGCCAUAGCAGUGUUCGGACCAGGCAAUUUUCCAGGCGACAUCAUUGCAGCCAGUUAUGCUGCCAACCUUACAAUACCGCAUUUCUAUUUGGAGCCGAGAAAACAGAUUUUUGAUUAUGUCAUCGAAAGAUCAGUGGAUUUGUUCCCGGGACCAAAAGUCAUUUCGGAUAUCUUAGUACCCAUUGUGAUUCAUUACAAAUGGCGGUCGCUUGUGCUCCUCUACCAGAAAGCAUCAGAUCUCACCAAUCUUCAGCAUUUUAUUGCAAUGAGCUAUUUCCCGCAGCCUUAUCAGAUGGUGCUUGGUGCACCGUGCUCUGGCCACAUGCAUAAAAGUGUCACAAAUUGA